Molecule: messenger RNA, 3098 nt
Organism: Columba livia (rock pigeon)
Lineage: Eukaryota; Metazoa; Chordata; Aves; Columbiformes; Columbidae
Gene: FBXO43
Product: F-box protein 43
Exons: 7
Coding region: 766-2775 (669 amino acids)
Biological process (GO): negative regulation of meiotic nuclear division; regulation of mitotic nuclear division
Cellular component (GO): nucleus
Molecular function (GO): zinc ion binding
Source: RefSeq, a predicted model, not a curated record
GAGUAUAAAGUGUGAGGAGAAAGGCAAGCCUUGUCAGUAUCUUCCCGUAUUCCUGAGGAGCGGGCUCUCCCGUUUGGCGGAGCCGUUCUCAGGGUCCCGUCCCGCCGACGCCCUGCCCUCGCCCCAGGGCGGCGCCGCUCUCCCGAGGGCCGCAGGGGGCGGGGGAGCCUUUGCGGCAUCGGUUGGUGAGGGCGGGUAGUUCAAACCCAAGCGAGGGAAAGCAGCGGCAGCCGCACGCGAGGAGCCGGUGUGGGUGGAGAGAAGCGAAGCGGUUCCUCACUAAGGGCAACGGGCCCUGGAGCCGGGCGGCGAGCUGCUGAGGCGGCAGGAUCCCCGUUCUCUCUAGCCAGCCGGGGCGGGGGUGCCUCUCCCUCAGCCCUCCUCAGGGAGCUCCGCCGGCCGCUUCGGCUGUACUCGGUGGAAAGGGGACUCUGAUUUCCGUGCCCAGCGAUUUGCCAGAUGAGGGGGUGAAGCUGUUGCUUUGCUCUUCUCCGGCAUCCCAGGUGACUGAGAGACCCUCGGGUGCUGGUCCCUUGGUAGCCGUCUAUAAUCUUCACCACUGGGUUGUCAGUAGGGCUAAGCAAUUAUUUGAAUACAGCACCUUUGCUUUGGAAGAUCUCGAGUUACUUCACAAAUUAGGCAUGCUGACUGAACAUUAAGGUUCUAAACACGCAAGCUUGUGCACUUUUGUUCAACGUGUGAUUAGUUUGACUCUGUUUAACAAAAACACUCAUACUUUUAAAGAGUCAAAGUACCAAGCAGAAGAUGUCAGACAGUCGCCCAAUAAUGUUCAAUGUGCUUAAAAGAAAUAGAUUAACACCUCCUGGCAGCAAUUUUAAAUACUCCAGUUUUAAAGACAGAUGUUGUACUUCAGUAUUUCUGGGCAGCCCAUGCAAUGAGUCAGUAAAAGAUCCUGAUGUAGAACACAAAGAAACAAUGACUUUAUCAUUGCUACAAGAGCAUUCUGAGCAUAUUAAUCCAAAUGUCUUCUUUCCUAUGUCAUCAUCUAUUGAAAAUGAAAUUAGUUCUAUCUCAUUAUCAGAAAGAAGAGAAACAAGUAGAAGUGCAGAUUUUUUUGAAACCCCUAAAGUGAGUAGAAAAGGGUCCUCACUACGCAGGAGGCUGCUUUUAUCUAAGACUGUUCCAGCUGGCACCACUGUAGGAUGUUGUGAAAGGCAAGACAGUUCUUCAGGAAGCAUCAGGAAAAAAAUAUUCUCUUGUGUUUUAAGCUCUGAAGAAAAACUUUCACAAACUGCUUUGGUUUCUCCAAAAGAUAGAAGUGACAAACCUCUGACAACUAGCAUUUCAAAAAUUGAGGACUCUAAUCCUGAUUGCCCAAAACGGAGACUUUCCUUUUCACAACAAAGGUCUUCUACACUAGAUGAGUCCAAAUGUAAGGACCCCUUAUUACUAGAGCCAGAAUGUUUAUCUCCAAUUCAGUGUAAGGAUGUUACUGUUAGUAACACUAAUGAAUUAAAUGGAGGUGUCCUUAUGAGUGUUAGUGAUGGGUUGCUUAGGACCCCUACCUGCAGUGUGUCACCUGAGGCCAAUGAGGGUAAGUUCCUGACUUCUAUCAACAAUCUUGUAGAGAACUUUAACUUUGAAAUACAUGAUACAGACUCUCCCCCUGCUAAGCUGGCAAAUUACCCAGCUCUUUCAACACCUGAGGAUAGUGGAUAUAAUUCACUUCAUUUGGACAAAUCAGGAGACUCACUAUCUGAUCAUGAGGGAUCUUUCCCAGAGGUCUUCCAAAAAUAUAAAGAAGAUUCCAAAAUUCUGAAUAGUAAAAGAAAGGCAAGAAAACUCGAACGAGUUAGAAGAUUGUCCACUCUUCGGGAACAAGGCUCACAGUCAGAGACAGAAGAUCGUUAUGGCAGACCUUCUACUUCAGCAUGUUUGUUAAAAAAAGAAAGAAACUUUGUCAGUGAAGACCAUGCAUUAGUUUUAGAAGAACAGUCUAGUGGGGACCUAGUUGUAAGUCACAAAGAUCUCUCAAGAACUCCAGCUCUGAAACUAGUUCAUGAAAUUUGCUUGCAAAGACAAAGAUCAGGGCAAAAUCAAAUACCAGAGAAUACUGAUGGAACAGAAAUAUUUGCAUUGGAACAUGUUCUUGCUGGACUCAUUGGCAAGAAAAUGGGCCUUGAAAAAUUAGAUAUUUUAACAGAAUUAAAAUACAGAAAUUUGAAACACGUUCUUGCUAUAGUUUUAGAUGCUUUGACAGUGGAAAGUCUAUGCAGCAUUUGGAAAGUAAGCAAAAACUGGCGUGAAAUCAUUGUACAAGAUAAAAAUGCAGAUAAGAGGAGAAAGCUGUACAUAAAACACCUGAAAGAAGAAGCUGAGGAACAUUUAUUGAAAGCUGAAGAUGCUGCCACAAGACUUAAUGUUCUCAAUAGAUCUGCUCUAAGGCCUGUUCAAGCUCAAGCCAGAACUCCUGUAGUACAAACAUCAACUUCAUAUGCUGAACUUACACCCAGGAGAUGCAGUUCUGUUCCCCAUUCAACUAGUAGACAGAACGAAUACAUAAAAGUUGCUAAAACUCUGUUCACUGAUGAAGCUCUAAAACCCUGCCCAAGAUGUCAGUAUCCUGCUAAAUAUCAAUUGGUAAAGAAACGGGGACUAUGUAGCAGAGAGGCAUGUGGGUUUGAGUUCUGUAUAUUAUGUUUGCAUGCUUUCCAUGGGUCAAAAGAAUGUACUAGUUUAUCUGCAAAACAGAAUAACAAAAAAGAUGCUCUUCCAGGAAGUGCCCAAAGCAAAAGAAAUUUAAAGAGACUCUAAAUUUGUCAGGCGUCUAAGUCCUUAUAUUAAAUUCCUUUUCUCCUCCUCCUAAAUUCUUAAUCUUGUUCAUAUUCUUCCUAAAUAUAUGCAUUUUGAAAGUCUCAUUCAAUAUGUUUUUGCUGACUUAUCUUGAUAACGUCUCAUGUACAUGUCUUAAUCAAUGUAGUAUAUUUUUGUUUUUGAAAAAAGUGAACAUUUUAAAACAUUUUAUCUUGUUUUACCUGUUGUGUAGUAGCUAGGCACUUACUAACAUCUUAAAUCUUUUAAUAAAGUAUCUUAAAUGUAGUCUUCAAUAUCUUAGAUAUCUUCAAUAUCUAGCUUAG